Hypoxylon trugodes is the source of this 1335-nucleotide messenger RNA. RefSeq lists its product as uncharacterized. The transcript has 2 exons. Bases 1 to 1335 code for a protein of 444 amino acids. NCBI's taxonomy places the organism in Eukaryota, Fungi, Ascomycota, Sordariomycetes, Xylariales, Hypoxylaceae. The record is from RefSeq and is a predicted model, not a curated record.
AUGCGAAAAUCCGUUGUUCGUCACGCGAAGAAAUAUCUUCACAGACCUCAUUUUCAUGAAAGGCCGGAGAAUAGCGAAGCUAGCAACUCAUCGCGUAUUCUAGUUGAUCGCAAGAAAGAAAAUAGGACACCUCUCGCGAUAGAAAUUCUGGACCGUUUAGAUUCAGUUGACCCUCAAUUAGAAUCCCCCCUCUUUGCUAAACUCCCCAGGGAAGUCCGUGAGCUUAUUUGGGGGUUCGCUCUCACUCGCUACGAGGACCUUGACAAUCUCUAUCGAAUAGAUGAGCGUUAUACAAGGCCAGGUCAAGCUGCACCAUUGCGCGUUAAUGUCGGACUGCUCCACACAUGUCGGGCCGUAUAUAUCGAAGCGUUUCUUACGCCCUUCCAAGUGAAUCCGAUAGUCGCAUACGAUGGGAAUCAUAAGGAUAUUCCGCCGGCUAACGUACUCACGCAUUCCGUAGAGGAUAUGCUUUUCUGCCGCAAACUGAAAUACUGGCAAUUAGCGAAUAUAUCGUCCGUGGAGAUAACUGUCCAACAAAUCAAUUUAGAGAGCGCCGCACUCGAGCGAUUAUCACGUUUAGUCGGGACACUGAGGCGCCAUCAUGGGCAUGAGUGUAAAGGAUACACUCCGGCGGGCUAUGCAGAUUUCGAGCCUUCGAAAACCAGGAAGGUCUCAACUGUGUCGUCGCAAAAUCCACUAGUCGGCAGGAAGAUUACUCAUCUAAGUGUUCGCAUGGCGCGUACUGAUUGGUGGUCAUGGGAGAGUGCUCCCGAGUAUUGCGCGACUAACCCUUCGGAUCGGCUGCGAAUAGAACCAGCGAUUAACGUGACGAAUCUUGCGGCCCAACCGGAAAACAGCCUCGCCAUGACAAGAGGGUACGAAGCACGCCUAUCAGGUAAAGAGCCGGAUUUCGACCUAGAGGGAUUUGAGAAGCUAGGCCGCUGGGGGUUUCAAAUCCAGGAAUAUUGGCCGGACCUAACAAAACUUGACCUCGUGCUGGAGACAUUCGCAUGCAAGCAAAAUCAGCUCGAUUACGUGAUAAAGUGUGCUAAGCUGUGGAAAUUUCCGGUGGAACAAGGGUACCAUUUGGUAUGGAAUGGAAAGGAUGAGGUCACUAGGUGGCUAGGUGCUCACUCGUAUCAGUAUGAGAUGGGUCGAUCUUGGUUCAAAGAACAGAACAGGGCUCGAAAAGACGACAAUCCAGAUCUACCACCAAAGCUGAAGUGGAGACCCGCUGGGGCUUAUGACGGUGACCCGGCCGAUGCACAGGAAUUCAUCAUUCGAACGUUGACUUUUGAACGAAAAAGAGACGAGGACCGACCCAGGUCGGCUUGA